Molecule: messenger RNA, 3673 nt
Organism: Gymnodraco acuticeps
Lineage: Eukaryota; Metazoa; Chordata; Actinopteri; Perciformes; Bathydraconidae
Gene: mkxa
Product: mohawk homeobox a
Exons: 7
Coding region: 191-1333 (380 amino acids)
Biological process (GO): cell development; regulation of transcription by RNA polymerase II; muscle organ development
Cellular component (GO): nucleus
Molecular function (GO): DNA-binding transcription factor activity, RNA polymerase II-specific; RNA polymerase II cis-regulatory region sequence-specific DNA binding
Source: RefSeq, a predicted model, not a curated record
GCUCAGGAUCUCAGGACGGGAACAUGUGAGCAGGGAAUGGGCGACUGGAAACAGGAUUAUUGUUCUACACAGCAGAGAGACGCAGGAGGGCCCGGGACAGGAGAGACACGGGGACACUGUGACAAACCAGGGGAGAUUUUUGUUUUCCUUUUUUAAUUUUUGAAGAAAUCGUGGACAUAUCUGGCCAAAGAUGAACACCAUUGUGUUUAACAAGCUGAGCAGCCAGGUCCUGUUUGAGGAGAAGGCGAAAGAGGUGGAAAUGAGCAGCAGAAAUUAUCUAGAAGUGAUCGAGGGGCAACAUCCGGACCUCCUCUCCAGCAACCACGGCAUCAGAGACAACCAGGCCAUCAGACACAGGCGGAACGGGGGUCGUCCCGGCGGCGGGAAAGUGCGACACAAGCGUCAGGCCCUGCAGGAUAUGGCGCGGCCGCUCAAGCAGUGGCUCUACAAGCACCGAGACAACCCCUACCCCACCAAGACGGAGAAAAUCCUGCUGGCCCUCGGCUCGCAAAUGACCCUGGUUCAGGUAUCCAACUGGUUUGCGAAUGCCAGGAGGCGACUGAAGAACACGGUGAGGCAGCCAGACCUGAGCUGGGCGCUGAGGAUCAAACUCUACAACAAAUAUGUCCAGGGCAAUGCGGAGAGGCUGAGCGUCAGCAGUGAGGACAGCUGCUCAGACGAUGGUGACAACCCUCAGAGGACACAGAGCAGCCCCGAGGAGCUCAACAAGCCCAUGUACCCGGGCGUGAUCAAGAAGGAGGGGUCCUCCAUGGUGGGCAUGGGUAUGAAUAUGAGUAUGGGCAUGGCCAUGGGUAUGGGCAUGGGUAUGAGUAUGGGCAUGGGCAUGGGCAUGGGAGCGGGCCUGCGCUCUGCCGCCUCAAUGACCGAGGACUACGUGUCUCCACCCAAGUACAAGAGCAGCCUGCUGCACCGCUACCUGAACGACUCUCUGCGCCACGUCAUGGUUGCCAACGCCGUCAUGGACGCCCGCAAGAGGAACCACUCCGGCUCCUUCAGCUCCAACGAGUACGACGACGAGCUGCUCUCGCCGUCCUCCUCCGAGGCCGAGGCCAACUUUGUUUAUCGUGCUGAAACCACAGACCAUGGAUCAAGUAAAUGUGACAAUAGCAGCGUUGGCGUAGGACUUGCGCAAAAGGAAAGAGUGAAGGGCAAGGACGAGACGUACUGGAGAGAGAUCAACGCCGCCAUGGCCUUGACCAAUUUGGCGCAGGGUAAGGACAGCGCCUGCGGGACCACCAGCUGCAUCAUCCAGAAGUCCUCCCAUAUAGCAGAGAUCAAGACUGUCAAAGUGCCGAUGAUGCAUAAAUAUUAGUGCUGACAUCAUCCUCCCAUCUCUCUAUGCAAACCAGCAAACAUUCCUGUUUCACCAAACUUACCGGAGUCCAAUUAAACUCCCAAAGAAGUGAAAAGAGAACUGUCGUUUACAGAGGGGGCGAGGAAGUCCGGAACACAAAGAGAACUCGUUCUUUUUUGUAUUGGUGUAUCUGAAAAAGUACACAAGGGGCCUUGACCAUCAUUUUCUUUGCUGGGUUGAAAGACAAACGUUGAUGAGUUUCACUGCAGUAUUUCUUAAGACAAGACACUUUUGUAAUGUUAACUUAUUUUUGAUGAGUAUGAUUGUUUUAUGUCCUACUUUUUUAUUCUACAAAAAAAAAUGUGUAUUUUGCCAAAAGUGCCUUUGUUAUUUAGACAAAUAACUUGCCGACUGUGGUCAAUGCAAAGUACAGAUAAUGAUGUGCCUCUUUGGAAUAUUUUAGUAUGUUAGGUCAUGAUUCAGGAUUGGUUUUGUGAAUGAAACCUACCUACAGUAUUACAGCCUGUGCCUUAAGGACUGAAUGAGCUCACCAUCUAAGGCACUGACACACACACGCUCUCAAUAUUUCGCUUAAAGGCAUUGCGCCUAUUUUGACUGGAGUCUUCAUUUUGACUGUAAACCAAUCACUGUUUUGUCUUAGCCAGCCCUUUGCUGCUGGCAGGCCAACAAUAACUGUUGGAUACGAACGUAGAUAAGUUGCCCUAACGUGAGCAGCAGAUCUACAAGCAGCAAAUAUCCUCCUCCUUGUCCAUAUGUAGCUGGACCCAAAUAAAGUCACGUUCCCCCACACAAUCUCACAGAUUUACAUACAGGCUUUAAGGUUGAGUAUCUGAUCUGACAGAAGAAUGACCUGAAAGGGAUGUUUUUACUUUGCAUUAUCAGUGUUUUAUGUGGACAGUGUUGCCUUUUGUGCAAGAUAGUCUUGAGUUAACGAGAAAAGAAGUCCGCCACCAGCCUUUUGAUCCUCAGUCCUCUCAGCUGUUUAGCAUUACAUUCAAAUUGCUGUUUACAAAAAUUCGGAGGACAGACUUAAAGGUUUUAUUUCCUCCCCCCUCGCUUUCUUGUUUUGUUUGUCUUUGAAAUGCAUUUCAGUAUUAUCUAUUUGUCAGCCAAGCAACAGUUGGAAGUAUUCCUGUUUGUCAGUGUGAAUAUGUGUGGUCGUUUUGUUUCUGAUCAAAACUUUUUUACCUGGUUUCACUUAACCCUACCACAUUUUGUCAUCCAAUGGAAAGACACUCCUUUCUAGAAAAGUACUGAUGCAUAUGUUAUAAACGUUUGCGGCGAACGAUGCCAAGUUCUCAAACUGGGGGAAAUCGAGUUGGACUUAUGGGAGAAACUAAAGUUGGCUCUGUAUGCUGACUUUUUAAUUGUAUGUAUAUCUUUAAGGUACUGUUUAUGUGUGUCAAAAUGUACACUCCUCCAUAAAUGGUGCAGUCUUUCAAUUUUUUUUGACAACCCAUACUGUGCUUAUGGUCAAGGACUUUGAGAGGGAGCUACACAAAGUGACAUUUUUACCUUUUUUAUGUCUUGAAUGUGCAAACUGGUAAAAAUAGAAAGAAAAAUCUGCACUUACAGUUUUUGGUUUUCAACCAGAAAACACACAACCUCCAUUGAGAGCGAAUGGUGUUUUUACACAAAGGUGAAAAUAAGUUAAAGGACUACCCUGUGUUAUUCCUGUUGGCGUGCCUAUGGAGAUAUAAUGAAAUCUAUCGCACUAGCCAAUCCCCAGGCACUAUUUUCUUAUGCAGUGGGGGUUGAGGGCUCCCACAUGUGUUUUUUAUACACCUGAUCCAGGCAGGAUAGCUGUGGGGUAGUGCCGGGCUGCUCCUUGUGUUUUUAAUCUCACCUCUGGACCACUCGCGACCCUCACACCUCACACGAUACCCACUCCCUGGGAAGAGAGAGAGGGAAGGAGGCUUCGGAGACAACAGAGCAGCCUUUGUUGUUCCUACCUGAACUCUCUCCCCAACAACCUCACCAUUUCUAACAAAGGGAUUUCUACGGCCAACAUGUUGGUAAUGUACACGCCUUUCACCGGCCCUGCUUUCACAACCAAGCUGAAAAAUAGAAAGCAACGGUAUGUAUUAAAGCCUAUAAAUUAUUAUUGCGGACUUUGUAAAAAAGAAAGUGGUGACCAUAGUUUGUUUUUUUAUUGUUAAGUUAUAUAAAUUGAGAUUUUUCUUUUUUUGUUUGUUUUGAUAGAGACUGGAUAAUCAAUCCAAUGACCAAAUGCAUAUCUCCUUGUAUUGUCCAAGUUGCCCUUAUGUAACAUUUCUUUUAUAAAACAGUUGUUUCUUGGUCAAAGCAAAUAAUGAAUGAAUAAACCUCUGAAUGAAA